Benincasa hispida (wax gourd) is the source of this 2702-nucleotide messenger RNA. Its product is annotated as 40S ribosomal protein S27. The record is from RefSeq and is a predicted model, not a curated record. NCBI's taxonomy places the organism in Eukaryota, Viridiplantae, Streptophyta, Magnoliopsida, Cucurbitales, Cucurbitaceae.
CCUUGAAAUACGAGCCCAAAUCUUGAACUCCUCUCUUUCCCACAGCUCUCUGAGAUUUUGUUCAGGCCAUCGGGAAGAACUCGUCGCCAUGGAUUCACAGAACGACGGCGACGUUAGUUGCAGUCCUUCAUGGAGCCCCGCCGCGAAUUGGACGGUCGCUGGUGGCUGUUUGGAGAAUACAGUUGCUUAUGAAUCCUUCUAUUCUCCAAUCAACGGCGAUGAGACGGUCGAAUCCGGCUCCAAGUCGCCUCUAGUUCUGCGCUGUCCCUCACCGGAGUCUGGUCCAUGCGAGAUCACUCUUCGUUUUGCGGAAAAGCACGAAAUCCGACAGGUUUAUGUUAGAAGCACUGCCCGAGUCUACGAGAUGUACUACGCUACCAACUCUCAAAAUGAAAAUGAGUAUUUUUGUACCGUUCGUUGUGGUGCUGCUUUGAGAGACGAAGAAGUGCUUCACACAAAUGGAAUUGAAGGUGUGUCUGCACAUCUAAAUGGGUCUAAUGGAGUUGUGACUGAGGCAAAUUCACAACGUGGCAGUAAUCUGAACACGAAUGAAGAUGAAUGGGUCGAAGUUAAAGCGCCUGAUGGCCUGGCCCUUGAUCAUAAAAACAAUUCUUCUACAUCCAAGUCUGGUGCUGAUUCAGUGAGGAUUAAGCAGGACUUUUAUGAGGCUACCGCAGAAAUAACGGAUGCAAAUCCUUGCACAUCUCUUACAAUCCGUCUUCUUUCACUUCAGAAUAAAAGUCUUGUAUAUGUAGAUGAAAUCUAUGUGUUUGCCAAUCCUGUUGAUUUAGAAGAAGAGAGCCCAGUGGAGAACUCAGUUCAAAGUUCUCAAAGUUCUUUGAUGUCCAUGCUUGUUCCAACCCUUCUGCAGUUAUCUAAAACCACUGGCAGUAGUAAGAACAAUGAUGGUAGUAAUUCUAAUGCGGAGGGAAUUCAUGUAUUACCCAAGAUUGGGUCAGAAACUCUUAAUUCAACCAAUAGUGUAACUGGACUUCAGCAGCAAGAAAAAUCUCGCGCAACCGAUGAUGAUGAAGUGAAAUUGCAAGAAGAAAAAGAGUCUGAUAGACCUGUACGUCAGCCUGAGGUGCAUCUACAAGUUCCUUUUGAAGAUAGAAUGCAUGAUGAAAAUGAAUCUCUUCAUCGUAUUGAAAACAUUUUGGGCCAGCUUGUUUCUCGAAUGGACAGAAUAGAGAAUUGUUUUCUAAGGUUUGAAGAAAAUAUGCUAAAACCCAUUAACAGCAUUGACGGAAGGCUAAAGCAGGUUGAGCAGCAACUUGAAAUUUUAACUAAGGAGUCACAUGGUUCAGAAUGGCCAUCUUGCUACAGAAUGUCUGCUCCGAGCUUUUCUGCUAACGAAUCAGGUUCUAACUCCUUCUAUAACAGUGGGAACGAUCAUCCCAGUUGUGGACCAAUUGCCCCGGAUCAAAAGGAACUACAUUCAGGUGCAUCACCCAUUGCACUGGAUAUAUCCAACUCAGUGAGUUCUUCAUUGUUGCGUCCAAGUCUUGUGGUGACUGCUCCUGAAUUUUCAAACGGUGAUGAAGACGAUCAGGAGUGUGUUGUGGUUACUGCUCCUGAGUUUUCAAAUGGAAAUGGCGACGGCCAAGAGAAUCAAGUCCCAGAGGUUCCAGUGGAUGUGCCAAAGAAUAAACCAAAACCAUCCAUUGAUGAUGUAUUGGCAUCUGCUCUCGCUCAAUUCACGUUAUCAUCAUCUUCAAUCAGCACUCCGGAACAUUCAAAAACUGUGGCUGUUAGAUCUCCAGACCUUCCAAAUGAAGCUGGAAACAACCACAAGAAAUCUUUAUCAAGUGAUCUGUCUGAAAGUGAAAUGGAUCAUUCAAGCUGUUCCCAUGAAAUUGAUAACACACAAUGCACAACAAAUUCAGCUUCAGCCUCUCUGUACUCUGCCAAUGGCUGGAACUUGAGCCCUUCUGCGCAAGAUUAUUCUUUCAAAAUUGCUGAUGGAGAUGGAGAACAAGUUUUGGAGACAUGGGAAUCCAAGUGUGAGAGAGUUGAUGCCGAUGCUGAUGUCAAUGUCGGAGUUGCUUUGGAUGAACACAAUUUGGAAGGAAUGGAGGAACUUGUAAAUGUGGAAGUUAUUGAUGAAACAAGUGGAGAUUCUGUUUCAGAGAAGAGGAUUCCUAUCCACCCUCUUUCCCAUCAUCCCGAAAACGAACCUGAUAGAACUAAUGCUGAUGCGAACACCGAUACCAUAGAAGUUACAAAAGGAAGCUAUGACAUAGACAUAGUCCACGAUGUUCUUGGAUUUUCUCGUGACACAUCCAUUGUUAAUUUUGAGAUUCCAAUCCUAGACGUAAGCUUCACCACCACCAUUGCAGAUUCGUCUUCGGACGACACCCUCAAAGAUUUUUUUGGGGGCACGGCAGAAUCGAGCUACGGAGCUUCUUGUCUCAAAGAAAUUUAUGACGUUACUCCUGUUGACGAGCAAUGUGAGCUCAUUUUGGUUGAGGAAGAGAGCCAGGAGAAUGCUACCUCAACAAAUGGUCCCAUAUCGGUUGAUAUGAACUACUAUACCAUCAUGAGCGACCCUCUAAUUGCCACUGAUGGCGAAAAUCAGCGGGUCAUCUGGAGUCUUAUAUGAUUAAUUUCUGGUAUAUUUCUUAUUGUGGACGUGGAUGUGAAUUUGUAAAUAAAUCCUUUUUAGCCCAUAAAUAAUUUUAGUUUAACUUAGUCUUUGUUUU